UACAACUGAGCAAACGUUUUUAUUUCAGUGUACGUUGAAAAAAAUAAGUGCUACUACAUAUUUCAGGGCUCCAAUUAAACACAGGAGAAUAUGCCUCCUCUAGUAGACCCGAUUCCCAGUGGGGUCGUCUUUGAGUCUGACACACAAACAGCGGAUCUUGGCUUGGACAAAGAUGUAUCGGUGCUAAAGAAGGCGACGCCAAAAAAACACGAGCUGGUCUGGUUUAAUAUAUUCUGGUUCUUGUUUUUACAUGUCAGCUCUGUGUACGGACUUUAUUUGGUGUUUACUUCCGCCAAAUGGCAGACAAAUGUGUUUGCAUUCGCAGUUCAUUUAAUGUGCGCAAUAGGAAUAGGAGCCGGUUCUCAUAGAUUAUGGACUCACCGAUGUUUCAAAGCAAAGACGCCCCUGCGCGUCUUACUGAUGUUAUGGCAAACCAUGGGCUUUCAGGACUGUAUAUUCGAAUGGGCUCGGGACCACCGCACACACCAUAAGUACGCCGACACGGAUGCAGACCCUCACAACGCUGAGCGUGGCCUGUUCUUCUCGCAUAUGGGCUGGUUGUGCUGCAAGAAGAGCCCCGAGGUUCUAGAAGGUGGGAGAAGGAUUGAUCUCAGCGACCUAUACGACGAUCCCGUUGUUAUGUUCCAGAAAAAGCACUACAUGAAAAUGAUGCCGAUACUGUGUUUUGUUUUACCGACUGUUAUUCCAGUGUAUUUCUGGAAUGAGACUUGGUUGAACGCAUUCCUGAUUCCGACAAUUCUGCGUUAUACCUGCGGCAUUAAUGUUGUGUGGAGCGUCAAUAGCUUCGCGCAUACCUUCGGAUAUAGACCUUAUGAUAAGUCACUGAACCCUCGCGAGAACAUCGGCGUGUGGCUGAUCUGUGUAGAAGGCUUCCACAACUACCACCACACGUUCCCAUGGGACUACCGCGCCACUGAACACCCUUUAUAUAAUAUGCUCACACCCACCAUCAUGUUUAUUGACGCCAUGGCUAUGAUUGGUCAAGCUUACGACUUGAAAACAGUAUCGCCGGAAAUCAUAAAGCAGCGUACACACAGGACCGGCGACGGCACCCAUCAUCUGUGGGGGUGGGACGACCCGGAAUUCAACGAAAUGCUCAAAAAGCAAUACGCCAGCGUCAGCCACAGGGAGAGUAAAUGCGCCUAACAUUCAUUAUUGUGAUUAAUUGAGACUAUUUAUGGCUAAGAAAGUUAGAUUAUAUAUACCUAUGCUACGUUUUGUUUUUUCGGAAAGUCAAUAAAAUAUAAUAAAAAAAGA
This is a messenger RNA of Manduca sexta (tobacco hornworm), 1278 nucleotides long. RefSeq names its product acyl-CoA Delta(11) desaturase. The record is from RefSeq and is a predicted model, not a curated record. The transcript has 7 exons. NCBI's taxonomy places the organism in Eukaryota, Metazoa, Arthropoda, Insecta, Lepidoptera, Sphingidae. Gene Ontology annotation, biological process: unsaturated fatty acid biosynthetic process. The coding region runs from base 91 to 1167 and encodes 358 amino acids. Gene Ontology annotation, cellular component: endoplasmic reticulum membrane. Gene Ontology annotation, molecular function: stearoyl-CoA 9-desaturase activity; iron ion binding.